AUGGUGAAGUUGGGUGGUGCCACAACUGUGGCAGAGAUCUUAACAGCCGAACAUCGUCUUCAAGGUGGUGGCACGCUUUGGAGCUUGGCGGAUGUGUAUGGGAAACUCCCUCACAAUUACGACAUCUCCCAAGGAGCAGUGGUUGGAUCCUUGGAACUUCAACAUCGCCGAAAGAAACAGAGAAAGAUCUUGGAACCCAAACAAAUCUGGGUGACAGUGAUUGUGAAACAGCUGGAUGGCUCAACAGCUGACCAUACCAUGGAGGUGAUGAUGGGCAUCUUCGUUUUUGAGGUGAUGAGACGAAUUCCAGAGCUCCACCAUGUCUUUUACAAGGGCAUCUUUGAUGAUGAAGGAAAUGAAUGGAGAUUGGAUGAAAGAAUUAUGCAGAAGGUAACUUUUGUGCAAUACCACCUCCAUCAUGAAGUUUGUGCCUGGGGCAGCCGAAGCUUGGGAGAAAAGGGACUCGGAAAUGAGUGUGUUGAUCGCUGGGCCAAGAGAAUGCUUCUUGAGAUUAACCAAUUCGGAAAGAGCACAUGGGUGAAGGUCAUCGGCAACCUGCUGCAGGUAGUCUGCUGGGAUGGAUUGGACCAUCAAUCGAGACACAUGAUAUGGAGGUUUGCUGAAAAAGCUCGACAGAUCCUGGUUGUCAGAACACUGUCUGUUUCUUUCAAUGCGGAAUACUCACAGCAAAGCUCGCACACAUGUGGCACCGUAGCUCUCAUGCACCUGGGACAUGCCAUUGGAUACUGGAGGGACCGAUUGAUUCCUGGUGAAGAAGAAUGGCAUGCAUUCUUGCAGAUCAACAAUGAGGGAAGCCUUUACGGAGGUGGACGACUUCAAGGAGACGGUCAGCUCAUCAUGGAGCUUCGAGAUCUCCUACAUCAUCAUGGCGUUCCGACAGAGAAAACAGAGGAAAGAGCCAACCUGGCCAUCAAGAAGAUUGGUGAAGGUGCAAUUGAGAAAGCUCUGGGGUCUCAGCCCAAAUUCAACUAUCUCUGGGUCAAGCCGGAUGAAUUGGAGAAGCAAAUCAAGUUCAGGGCUCACUCCAAGUACAAGGCGUCGGUCUCCGAGAAGAAGAAGGACACCCAUCAGGCAAUGAGCAGCAGGGUCAAUAUGGAUCCCAAAUCCCUUGCUCUGGUGCCUGGAACCUUUGUGUCGGAAGAUGGCCGUGAACUGUCUCAACUCGAGGUGGAACAUGUAGCUGCAGACAAAUCUGGAGUAGCAUUCGGGACCCUGGAUGACGUGGGACCCUUCUUGAGAGAAGACAAGUCAAUCACAAUGGAUGCCCUGGCGAUUCUCACGGUGGCUCCUGUCCCACCUUCUAGCCAGGGACUGAUGCCGGUGGUGAACCUUCGUUUUCCGGCAACAUACAUUCCCACAAAGGAGAUCGUACUCAUUGAGGGCUCUCCGGUUCAGCUUGGAGACUGCUCGGUGAUCAGAAGGCAAGAUGCCAGUGUGGCAUCCAUGCAAACCAUUGACACCAGGACGUUCAAGCUCAUGGUCUGGAGGGAUGAGUGGAAUGGGAACUGGAGGGAGUUUACUUCCGCACCAGUCAGAAAGAUCGUUGAAACCAUGCCACGAUUGAUGUUGUGCAAAGGAGAUCGAUGUGGACCUGGGUGCAAACGCUUCCAUGCACCAGUUGACUGCGAGUUAGAUCAAGUGGUGGUUGACUUGUGGAACAGAGGCUGGUAUGGAAGCAAGGGAAAGCGCACCUCACCAGAGGAGGCAGAGCAAUUCCAGGUACAUAUGCGAAUCCCCAACAUCUGUGCAGAAGGUCUUCAGAAUCGUUCUGGCCAAGAUGGAAUCUACUUGGAACCACGGAAAGAGGACGGCAAGGGCCCAGCGGAGGACUUCACUGUCAUCUGGCUCCCUGGAGUUGAGAUGCCUGAGGCGAUGCACCGCUUGAAAGUCAGCGAUCGAGGUGUGGCUCUGGUCCGAUUUGGAUCAAGGUUUGGUAUCAGGGUGUUGGGUCGAGAUGCAGAAGCAGUGCAUAAGGAGAUCUACCCAGACAAACCCUUCCAGCAGGUUAACGUGCAGUCCAUCUACGAGAUCAGGCCAGUACCUUAUGGAGUUCAGACAGCUGGCAUCAGGGAGCUUCUGAAGCAAUGGGGUUGGAAGGCCAAGGUGCUACAGCCGUACAAGGCGGACCAACAUGGACAAGGAUGGCUGGUUGGAGCAGAAACUCCUCCCCCAAUGAACGUCUUCCAGACCAGCAAUGGGGAUGUCCUGGUAACAAUGCACAAACGCCAGAGCAUUGAGAAGGCCGAGCAGGUUAUCUUGGCACCCACGAAGACCAAGACCUUCCUCAAGAAGACGCCAGCCCGCUCAACACGAGAAGUUGAGAAUGACAAAGAGAACAUCAUGCCGUGGAAUGGACUUGACCCAUGGGGAGGGUACAACAAAUUCCCAGAUGGCCAUGAACAAGACUCCCAGAUGGCUCGUACAUCCAAGCUGGAGAGACUACAGCAUCAGGUCCAUGAGGUGGUGGAGAGCAGCCUCAAGGAUGCCACUGAGCAACGAUUCCUGAAGCUUGAGACAGGCAGGGCGCCGGGUCUCAACAGGGUGAAAUGGUGGAUGCUGAUGCUGCUUUUCUUCUUUGCAGGAGGAGUUCAUGCAGAAGCGACUGUGGACCAUAUGGGGAAUGAGAUGCAGCAUGAGGGCAGCUUCAUCUCUUUUGUUCCAGAGACAGUGGGCAUCAAGAGCGCUGGAGAUCUCAGGACCGUAGCCACGGGAAGUGAUCAAUCAGCCAUGAUCUCCCACAGUCUCACAGAUCAGUUUUUGGAGUUCCUCCGACAAAGACGUUUGGCGGUGGAAGCUGCAAACCAACUUGCAGCAGAGGAUGAUGACAUUGAGGAUGAGGAUUGGGAAGAAGAGUUCUACGGAGAUCGAGUUGAAGGUGAUGUCACCAUACUUCACGAUCGUGGAGGAGAACGGCAAUGGAGAUUCUAUCGGCCUGAUCCUUUUCGAAUUGGUCGGAGCACUACAAUUCAAGUUCACGUUCAAGCGCACCAUACGUUGGAGGAUGUGGAGUUACAAAUUGUACAGCACUGGCCAGACUUGCGCUUGCCAACAGUAAGGUGGAGACUUCUUGCCAUUCAUGAGACUAUCACUGAUUCCAUGUAUUUGGAAGAAGGAUAUGAAGCCUUCAUGGUUGAAGCCAACAGUGAUCUUCAACUGGGGCAAGUGCCUGUCAUGUUCGAGUAUCAAUUUUGGGAUUUGACGCAGAAUCGGUUCUAUGGCAUUUUAGAACCCAGAGUGCAUUCUCGACUGAUGAGAGGCAUAUCACUCAUGUUCCGAGAUGUGAGAGGCCAUGAAUGUCAUAAACGACCUUGCUUUUCCAACCUCAAUGGUAGUCCAUUGGAGGCCUUUGAGGAGUACACCGUACAGGGUGGUGAUUACAUUGUGGUCAGUGGGAUCAGCUCGGCCAGGGAGACUCUCCGCAUCAUUGGACAAGCAAAUGCUGUUCUGCUACAACGCAACAUGGUGAAGGUCUAUCAUGACUUGCAAAGAACCACGAAUGUAGUCGUGCUUCGACAAGGCACCAUCUUGAUGAUUGCACCGGCAGACGGGUAUGACCCUGCAGAAGUACAUCCAGUGCGAAUGAAUGAAGUGCAAUGGGGCACGCGGCGCAGCUUUGAGUUCCCACUUCUACUUGAAGCACUGGUGGAGUCGGAUAUGCUGGAACAUCACUGGGAUGGAAACUUUGUUGAACCGCACCACAUGAUCUAUGCGCUCACCUUGCCGGACGUGAUCUUCAAUGUGUGCCUGGGGCUCCUCUUCCAAUACGUGCCAGAUCAUCUUCAGCGGGCACUUGGUCGGGAGAUGUCAAAUGCUGGAAUUGGUUUGCUGAUCAUUCGGGAAUUGGUGCGUGCCUGGAAGUUCCGAUUGUCAAACUACAACAAAGGGUUUGGCCGCUUCCAGCAGAGGUGCCAUGGGAUGCUGUACGAUAUGAAGAGUGGAGACAGGCACAACAUCAUCUUCCAGAUGUACAAGCCUCCUGUCCUGAUCAUCGAGUACUACAAUGGGCUAGAUGGCAUGGAAGCAGAAGUCAUUGAGCACGCUUCCACAGCCGACAAAUUGCACCAGCAGCUUAUUGAGUUCUGGAAACCUCGAUGGUGGAAGGACCCCUUGCCAAAACCCGAAGAAUGGAGUAGAAUCAUCAACUUUGCCAAAGCAUAUCUGCCUCCUGGACAUCUGGAACAUGUGGACAUCUCGGUGGAAUCUUGGACCGACAUCAACCGAAGGUAUGGACCUCGUGCGGCACGUGGACCUGACGGACUUAGUCAUGCUGAUCUUCGUAAGAUGCCGUCCCAAUUCCAGGAUGAAUUGGUCAGCAUUCUGAAUCAAUGUGAAGAAGAAACGGUCUGGCCAGAGGUAUGGCGAACUGGUUUUGUACACUCCUUGGAGAAGAAGGAAGGGGCUUCCAGAGUCAACGAGUAUCGACCGGUGAUCAUCUAUUCUGUCAUCUACAGAUCCUGGGGCUCAUUGAGGGCAAAAAGGUUCUUGCAGCACCUUGCACAUCUGGUAGAUGAAAGGCAAUUGGGUUUCAUGCCGGGCAAGGAGGUUGCCGAGAUAUGGAUGCUUUUGCAAGGGCUUGUUGAACGAAGUGUCCAAGAAGGGGAAGAUCUCAUGGGCUUUGUGACGGAUAUCAAGAAAGCCUUUGAGUCAUUGCCUAGAGAUCCGAUCUUCGAGAUCGCACAUCAUCUUGGACUACCAGCCAAGACCAUGCAACUCUGGAAACACUUCUUGGACACAACAGAGAGACGGUUCUUGGUUCGUGGUGAAGUUAGUGAUGCGGUAUUUUCCAACCAUUGCUUUCCUGAAGGAUGCUCUCUGUCUUGUGUGGCGUUGUCCAUUGCUGGCCUAACGCUUCACAGUUACAUGAAUGAAUUCUCCAAACGAUGUGGAACCAUUUCAUAUGUGGACAACCUGGAACUUCUUGCACGUGCUUUGGGACCUCUUCAACAAGGGGUCCUUACCAUGCAGACGUGGACAGAGAUGUGGAAGUUGGAGUUGGACCAGGAGAAAUCCUACAUUUGGACCAGCGAGGCUGGUACUAGAAAAGAAGCCAAAAUGUUGGGGUGGAAUGUGGUCAGAUCUGCAAAAGACUUAGGAGCGCAACUGAAUUAUGGAAGAUCCAGGAGUGUUAAGUCACAGACGCAGAGAUUCACGUCCCUGGAUUCUAUUUGGCCAAAGCUUCGACGAUGCCUAGCUCCAAAUUGGCAGAAGCAGCGUCUCUUACGUCAAGCUCUAUGGCCAAAGGCGUUCUAUGGAGUCUCAAUUUGCACCAUUGGCUGGGCGCAUAUCAAGUCUUUGCGCACUGAAGCAAUGAAGGCCCUUGGAUAUCAAAUGGCAGGAGCCGCUCCGGGCCUGCGUCUUGGUCUUCUUUGUCAUGAACAAUGUGAUCCUGGGUUCUAUCAAGCGUGGCAUGUGCUGACAACUUUUCGUCGUAUUGCGAGGAAGAGACCGUCAUUUGCACAGAUGUGGAAGGACUACAUGGACCGUUUUGAUGGCGGGAUGAAGCAAGGGCCUUUUGCAAAACUAUUGGAGGUCUGUCAACAGCUUCGUUGGACCAUUGAUGCACCGAGAGUUGCUGAUGCCGAUGGCUGUUGGCAUCUUUGGCUUGAAAUGGAUGAGAAGGUGUUGUAUGAGCUGGUGAAGGAUGCCUGGACAUGGAAGGUUUUCUUGGAGGUUCAGAAGAGAAAGGAUCUUGAGGGCCUUCAGGGUAUCGACCGACGAGUCAUUCUCCAAGCACAUGCACGAGUACGUCCUCACUUCUUGCACUCUAUUUGGCGCCUCCAAGAUGGAUCCUUCGUGGAGCCCGCACAGCAUGUCAAGCAUCGACUCUAUCAACUAGCUGCUUGGGCAGUGGUCAGCGCCACAAAUGAUUGCUGUGUCGCAAAUGGAGUCUUAGGAGGUCUUGGACAAGACAAUGAUCGUGCUGAACUACGAGCGGUUAUCGCUGCAGUUCAGUAUGCCAUUGAGAUGCAGAAGAACACAGUCAUUUGGACGGAUAGCACUUUUGCAGCGGAAGGGAUGGUUCGCCUACUUCAUGAUGCAGCUGAUCUUCCAGAGGGACAUUGUGGAGAAGAUCGGGUGGAACUCCAAGGCUUGCUUUGUCAUGGUGAGGUUCAACUUCAGAUUCAUCAUGUACCUGGUCACGCCAAGUGGGUAAACCAGGACUUUGACUUUGACAAUUGGGCGGCUCGAUGGAAUGACCGAGCAGACAGAGAGGCAAACAUGGCCAUGAAGCUGCAUGGAGACGAACUACUUUGUCUUCACCGGCAACUUUGUGCACAUCAUGAACGUGAACUUUCAGAAGUAUGUGCCCUACAAGAUCUACACCUGGACAUCAUGGAGAAGACUGCGCAGGAUCAGGAUGAGGAAGAUCAGCUUGCGAGAGGGGAGGAAGGAAGCUAUGACUUGUGGGUUGGGCGUGGUUGCCCCGCUAGUCUAUCACCUUUUGCUGACCUUCCGCUAGGAGACGAUGCUCGCUUUGCGACUCUUCUGGAUUCUUUUGGGCAGGUCUUCGUGUUGAACUUUCUCCAGGGCAAGAAGUGGGUUCCUAUGCCUCAUCUACAUCGUGCCGGUUGCUGGCAGGAUCGGGAUGCGUUCAACUUCAGCGAACCCAAUUUGGGCGCACUGGAUCUCGCAGCGAUUCUCGGCACCACCGAGGUGCAUCGCCGAAAAGUGCACGCACUGGAUAUCUUCUCAGGCUUCACCCAUUCGCUGCAGGCGGAAAAGGCUUGGUACACCCAGGUUCCAAAGACUUUCCGGCAACGUCCUGUGAUCUUUAAUGGAAGACUGAAGAUGAUGAGCAAUGGCAGCAAAGAUCCGCGGGAGAAGUUUUUUCACUCGCGCUGGACUCCCUACAGCAAAAGUGACAGCGGCUUAAAAACUUGGGAAGCUAGCCGCGGCCAAGCCUGCUAUCCUUGCUUGGUGGCUGGCCGUGUUUGCCUACACAGACGACGCCACCAGAAGCAUCGUUGGGCAUGUUGCUGUUAUUCCUGCAAGCGAUAUGGCCUGGGCUUUCAGCAAUGCGCUGUGCCUAUGCUGAAGGUUCAGGCUAAGAGUGCUCCUCGAGGUGCUCCCAAGAAGGCUUGGUGCAGUUGGCUGCACGAGAUGAAGGUGAAAAGAACACAUCGAGCCAUUUCUUGCCAUAUCUGUGGUGACAUUGGACCAUUUCCCAACAGCACAGAAUGCGUGGGUUGCCAUAUCUGGGUUUGUUCCAAAAAAAGGUGCCACCGAUUUGCGCGUGUGCAGGACCACCUUCCCUAUUGGUAUUGCUGCCACUGUCUUCUCAUUCCCUUGCAAUGCACUUGCGAGUUGGGCCUAAAAGAGGCCAGCAAAAUCAUUCUGAAAACCGAGAUGUUGCACCCUCGAGUGGCAACUGUAGCGGAGGAAACGGAACCGUUGUUCCCCGCAGAGCUGAGGAAGUUGCGAUUUCAGCGGCAGCAAUCCGUCCUCAAAGGAGGUCUCGAACAGCUUGAAGCUGAACAUUGUUUCAUCGAUGAUGCGGCAAUUUGCAGACGACUCACUCUGCUUGAGUUUACGAAUCUCACGGAAUCCUUGAAGGAUUUGAAGCUGAACAUUGCAAGGACCCAUAAAAAAUUCAAGCAGAUGUUGUGCUGGAAUUGGCUCACCGAAAUCCAAAGCUUCGGCACUCCCGACAUGAUGCUGUCGUGGCUGAUUCAACAUCACAGCACCGUUGAGAAGCACAUGACCUACCGCCACAAAAACCAGGUUCCGAGACAAAUGCGAUAUGUCACCACCUAUCUGGAAGCUGAAGUUGGUGGCUGGAAGUUGCCUCUAAAAAACGAUGAUUUUAUCGAACAGGAAAGCAGAGACAAGCUCCAAGAGCGCUUGGUAAAGAAGGAGCAAGUGCCCAGACGGAAGUACCCAACUCUUUGGAGAGAAUUAAUGAACGAGAUCGCGAAAGAUCCAAAAGAAAAGGAAAAGAUGGACCAAAAGGAGAAGAUCACGAUCAGAGUCCCAUAUGGAUCGAAAAGGAAGGCUGACACGGCUGCCAGCGAAAGUGAGGGGGCGAAGUAUGACGAACCUGACACUGAAACAGAGGACGAGGCUGACAAACACAGGAGGCUUCCGAUGCAUGGGCGCAUUCCGGACAUGGUGGGAAAACCCGAGCUGCGCCACUUUCUGAUUCCGAAACCGAAGAGGAAAGCAAUGCGCAACCUAACGGAAAGCCCACCGAAAAAAGAGGAGGGUGGAAAGAAGAAAGCGAAAAAUUUCAAGCCUCCGACCGAGGAUGAUCCACCAGACGAUGCUUUUCUCCCUGUACAGAUGCCAGAUGAAAGUGGACAGGGUGAAAAACAUGGUAAAAAGAAGAAGGCCAAAAAAAAGAAGGAACAGAACGGCGAAGUCGACGAAGUCGACGAAGUCGACGAACCGUUGGGAGAUCAUAUGACGCCGUACAUUCAAGCUCUUCGCCAAGCCUUUGCCAACGGACGUCCAGAGAGCGAUGUGAUGCCGCUGGUGGAUGCCAUUCGCUACGCCUAUUUGAAUCCUCCAAUCGGCAGGAAAAGCCCGGCGUCGCCAGGUGAAGACAGCCAGGAAGAGGCUGAGAAGGACAAUCCAAAACCAGAUGCCAAAAGCAAGGUGAAGGCCAAGGCCAAGGCUAAGGCCAAGGCCAAAGCCAAGCCGAAGGCCAAGGCCAAGGCGAAGGCCAAAGCGAAAAGCUCGAGUCGGAGAUCAGCUGGCAGGGCUCGAUUUACUUUCCAAUGA
Molecule: messenger RNA, 8742 nt
Organism: Cladocopium goreaui
Lineage: Eukaryota; Dinophyceae; Suessiales; Symbiodiniaceae
Source: the annotation of a GenBank genome assembly